This is a messenger RNA of Sinocyclocheilus rhinocerous, 1114 nucleotides long. RefSeq names its product growth/differentiation factor 6-A-like. The coding region runs from base 1 to 888 and encodes 295 amino acids. Lineage: Eukaryota; Metazoa; Chordata; Actinopteri; Cypriniformes; Cyprinidae. Gene Ontology annotation, molecular function: growth factor activity; cytokine activity. Gene Ontology annotation, cellular component: extracellular region. Gene Ontology annotation, biological process: BMP signaling pathway. The record is from RefSeq and is a predicted model, not a curated record. The transcript is spliced from 2 exons.
AUGGAUAACAAUCUCACGCUCUCUCCUUUGCGAAGACAAACGUAUCUGUUUGAUGUCUCAACUCUCUCAGACAAAGAGGAGCUGGUCGGUGCUGAAUUAAGGAUAUUUCGCAAAGCGCCCGCGGAUGUCCAACCGUCCCCAUCAGGCGUCUACAAUCUUCAUUUACUCUCGUGUCGAUCAAAGAGGCCACUGGCUUCCAGAUCCCUUGAUCUUCAGGAUUCCCGAAAAGCAGAAUGGGAGGUUCUGGACGUUUGGGGAAUUUUUAAAAACAGACGCCAAGGGAAUCAGCUUUGUCUCCAGCUCAAGGUUACGCAUAGCAAAUCUGACACCGAAAUCGACCUAAAUCAACUGGGUUUCCACCGGCACGGCCGAACGCAGCAAGAAAAGGCCAUAUUGGUGGUCUACACGCGGUCUAGGAAAAGAGAAAACUUGUUUAAUGAGAUGAAAGAGAAGAUCAAGUCUCGCGGAGACGACGAGGAGGAGGAGGAGAGCGCGCUGCAGUUUAAAGCGCGGCGCAGACGGAGAACUGCGCUCAAUAAUCGCCAUGGGAAACGGCAUGGCAAAAAGUCCAAAUCGAGAUGCAGCAAAAAGGCACUGCAUGUCAAUUUCAAAGAGCUGGGAUGGGACGACUGGAUCAUCGCUCCGCUGGAUUACGAAGCCUACCACUGCGAGGGCGUGUGCGACUUCCCACUGAGGUCGCACCUGGAGCCGACCAACCACGCCAUCAUUCAGACGCUCAUGAACUCCAUGGACCCCAACAGCACGCCGCCGAGCUGUUGCGUUCCCACAAAACUCAGCCCCAUCAGUAUACUAUACAUAGACUCCGGCAACAACGUCGUGUACAAACAGUACGAGGACAUGGUGGUAGAACAGUGUGGCUGUAGGUAGCGAAUCACACACGAGGGUUUGGCACCAAGGAAUAAAACACUUGAACGAUGCGUAAAGACGCGCUUGAGCCGCCCAAACUGCGCAUUCUCACUUAUGCAAAAAAGAUUCUUCAUCAGAGACAUUUUUGACGUUUUAAAAGAUUUCCACAGGCCACUGUUCAUGGUUGUGCCAAGAGCUUGUGUUCAGUUUCUCUAGACUUGGAACAAAAUCUUGUUUUAGAAGGUUC